AGUAAAACAUUGUUGUCGCUUCAUGUUUGCUGUCUUGUCCACAUAGCGUUGCAAUAUUAGAUAUAGGGAAGUGUAGUCAAUAUUACAGUUCGUCAUGCUCAAAAAGAAGCUUGAGGAAUACAUCUCCUAUGAUGCAUUUGUACGCAUAGGUUAGUGUUAACCAGAGUGAACGGUCAAACAGCAAUCAUGUUUUCUUAAUAUAGCAUAUCAAAACCGAGUGUAAUUUUAAAUAUCGAGUUUAAUUGCUGUUCUCUGUGAAGUUUGACCAUUAUGGCAAUAUAGGAAAAGUGCUGAAAUGGGUCCAACUACCAAGAAUGCGGGUGGAACUACGGGGAGUGAAUGAGGUGCUUUAUUUCCCACAUCCUCGUACCAAAAUGAUGAAGUUGUGUCUUCAAAGGGCUCUGCCGAGCACUGCAUUAUUAUCAAGAGCUAAAGUCGCAAGUGAAUUCGGCAAACCAUUCUUUCUGGCAUCGCACGCUCAAAGGUGUUUUCUUGGAACACACUCGCGUAAAGAGAAGCUCGAACCCCUCAACUCAGCUAAAGGAGCCAAAGACUUCAUCUACAGCCUUCACCCACAGGAGCGAACAUGUUUACUGAAGGAACUACAGAACUUUGAAUCCAUAGCUAUCGCUCAAGAGAAACUGGAAGCAUUACCACCCAACUCUGGUCAGCUGAGAUAUGUGCUCAUUCACAAUGCGAUUCCCUUCGUGGGUUUUGGUUUCCUGGACAACGCCAUCAUGAUUGCAGCAGGAACUCAAAUUGAAUUGUCCCUUGGAGUGAUCUUUGGGAUAUCCACCAUGGCAGCUGCUGCUCUGGGAAACCUGGUGUCUGAUCUGGCCGGGCUUGGUCUCGCAGGCUACGUAGAGGCCCUUGCGGCCAGGCUGGGUAUGCAAAUCCCUGAGCUGACCCCCAAACAGGCAGACAUGUGGCAGACCAGAGUUAGCUCACACCUGGGGAAGGCCAUUGGUGUGACGAUCGGUUGCAUCUUGGGGAUGUUCCCACUCUUUUUCCUGAAUGAGGACGAUGAGAAGAAGGCCAAGGAAGUCCAGCCCCCGAGUCCAUCCAGCACAGAAUAGCGCAGCAGCUCAGAGACACAGUCCUGGGCAAACCUCCAACAAGUCUCCUGUGGAAAAAAAAAACCUCCAGAACAGAUUGGAUGCAGUCAGCCACCUUCCCAUCCCUCUCCUCUCCUACCCUACCGCAUGCAACCGAAAAGGCACUAACCCUCGUCGUGCAUGCUAGUGCUGUACAUUGUUGGCCUUGUUUACCCUUGCCAGUGCAUCAACAAGCCCCUUGUAUUGUGAACAGCACGCCAGAGAUGUUCAAACAGAACAAUAUAUGGGAGUACAUUUUCAUGCUAAUUUAUGAAUGCUGUUAAAAUAAGUAGAUUCUUUUGGGUAGAAUCUUAAGCCUAAUAUCAAUGGUCAUUUGGCAGUUAUUUGAAAGCAUUAUCAGUAACUCUAGCCUUAUCCUCAUUUUUAUAAUGUUAUGGUGUGUUUGUGUGUGUGUGUGUGUGUGUGUGUGUGUGUAGUCCUAUAUUUGCACUUGAGGUGACAGAAUUUCCCAUGUUUUACUUUUAUAUACAUUUAGUGCACACUACAACAAGGUCUUAGUCUGCAAUAGGCUACACUAACACGGGGAGAAUAGUUUAUUCAAGAAAAGCCAAAUAUCUAUUGUUCAAACUGAGCUAUACCUCCAAGAUACAGGUUGAGAAAACAGUAACCUCAUGGUAAAUGCUAAUUAAAUAGCCAACAUUUUAAGAGGGGAUCUGAUAAACAAUUGUCACAGCAUUCAGUUUACAAAUGUUUGAUGUUGACCUUGCAUCUGAACUGAUAUCUUGCAGUUUGUGGGGAAGAUACGUGCAGCUGUAUAUUGAUGUGUUGGGGUGCAUUCAGCUAUUGAUUGAACCACUCAGUGGUAGGGAAAUUACUCUUUUUACAGAUGAAGUUUGGUGCUCCUAAAUGUUAAGAAGACUAUUAGGCCGUUACCUCAUUGUGUACAUUUUCAUGAUGUUUUUGAAAGCAGUACUGUUGGCACUGAUGUACUUUUCUCUUUUAAAAAAAGCAGUUUUACUUGGAUUUAUCAUAGAAUAUAAGUAAAUGUUCUCUUACGUUAAGCAUGCUGCCCUUGAUCAAGCUCAUUUGUAGGAUUUCCUUCCUUCUUUUAUGAAAUGAUAAUUUAUCUAAUGUACACUUUAAUGACUUUAUGAUUACUACUUUUGAUUUCUGCCAUUUGUUCUUCUUACAUCUCUAAUCAGUUGUAACAAGACAAUGCCUUGUAGAUGAUGACCUCACCUCCUUAAGAACAGCUACCUAAUGUUUAUUUUUUUAAUGUAAUUAUUAUUAAUAAUAAUCUUAUCACAUGACAGGUGUUGGGAGCGGUUGCCUUUGUGUUCUCUACAAGUUAAUGUUUUUUGUUUGUUUGUUUAAGGAAUGCAUCAUGAUUUUAGCACAAUUGUACAUUGUGUAUGUAUUGAAUACUAUUCAAAACCAGACAUGUAUGCAGUUUAUAGUUAAAAUCUCCUGCAAUAUAUGAUCAGACUUCACAACGCUAUACUAACAUGGACAAGUUGACACUAAAAACCUUUGAUUGAAUAACUUGCCUGAACAAUCAGCAGUACUGGAUGAGUCCCAAGCAAGUGUUGUUUUUAGUAUAGAAGUUCAGCGGAAUUUGCAAUUGUCUUGUAUAGAUUGGGCUAUUAUGAACUUGUUUUUGUGGUUUCUUUUACGAAAAGACUAAAGUAACAGGAUAUUUCAAGGCUUUGUUACACUCCAAAAGAUAUAAAUAUAAAUAAUUAUUGGUAUACAUGACAUUAAAUUCACUCCAGGAGGAAAUAAAGUUGGACAGAGCAGAAAAGGGCAGGUUAUAAACAUCUCUGUUUAUGUUACUCCAGGAAGGUGAAAUGAGUGACUAGUGAAUUGUGAGAUUUUUCUAAACAGGAUAUUCAUCUUCAUGUCCUUUUCUCAUGUGACCUUUGUUGACAGCUCAUUAAAAGCAAAGUGAUUGUCAAACUGGUUUUCGGAAUCAGAUAAAUAAAAAAUAAAUGGUCAA
Molecule: messenger RNA, 3051 nt
Organism: Alosa alosa (allis shad)
Lineage: Eukaryota; Metazoa; Chordata; Actinopteri; Clupeiformes; Clupeidae
Gene: tmem65
Product: transmembrane protein 65
Exons: 8
Coding region: 315-1076 (253 amino acids)
Biological process (GO): cardiac ventricle development; regulation of cardiac conduction
Cellular component (GO): mitochondrion
Source: RefSeq, a predicted model, not a curated record